GUGUUGUUUACCGUUUUGCGUCAGUAAAAUUUUUUUAGCCGCAAGUUAAAUUCCAUUUUUAUGCUGCAAAUUAAGCCCAAUCGAGUCGAUUAUGUGUGAUAUCUUGGUGAUGAACCUAAACGGCAAUCGGAAACGGUUGCGGUCCGACGAUGGCGAGGGAGGACAUUUGGUUCUGCAGCGCAAGAUGUUCAUCAACCAGCAGCGGAUGGACCAGCAGGACGAGCGGAAGAUGAAGCAGAUUCAGGACAAAACCAUCAACAUGCUGUUCAUGGGGGCCAAAAACAGCCGCCAGCGACCGGCCGUCUGCCAGCGGGAGUGCCUGCGACACGUCCGUCUACUCGGCGCUGGCGAGUACGACUUUGACGUUCAUAGUUGUCCCAGCUGGAUGGAGAAAAAGCCGGAUCGGAAAUGUCGCAUCUGCGACCGCCAGUCGGCGGUACACGCUGAGUGCACCAACUGCAAUCUGGAGCUGUGCGAGCACUGUGGCGUCAGCUGCCAGCACUGCCCGGAGAAGAUCUGCAUGAAUUGCGUGAAUAUUUUCAACUGUCAAACCUCGAAUGUCCCGUGCUGUGAGCGCUGCAAGAUUUUCAACUGACUGAUUUUGGAUUGGCAACGAAAGUGUUAUUAAUUAUUCUGAUAAAUUCCUUAGUGUUUGUUUUUGCAAUAUUUUACAAUGUGUAUUGAAUACAAUUUUAUAUGUUAACUCGAUAAUCU
This is a messenger RNA of Culex pipiens pallens (northern house mosquito), 714 nucleotides long. RefSeq lists its product as uncharacterized. Gene Ontology annotation, molecular function: CD27 receptor binding. The transcript has 4 exons. The record is from RefSeq and is a predicted model, not a curated record. The coding region runs from base 92 to 595 and encodes 167 amino acids. NCBI's taxonomy places the organism in Eukaryota, Metazoa, Arthropoda, Insecta, Diptera, Culicidae. Gene Ontology annotation, biological process: extrinsic apoptotic signaling pathway.